This is a messenger RNA of Vicia faba (fava bean), 1209 nucleotides long. Lineage: Eukaryota; Viridiplantae; Streptophyta; Magnoliopsida; Fabales; Fabaceae. The record is from the annotation of a GenBank genome assembly.
AUGAGUCCCCAGCCACCAAAAUCCCACCGUCGCCGCCAAUCCAACACCCCCAAAACACCACCAACUCUCCCCGAAGAGCUCAUCACCGAUAUCCUCUCCCGCCUCACUGUCAAACAUCUGAUGCAGAUGAAAUGCGUGAGUAAAUCCUGGAACACUCUCAUAACCGAUCCUGUUUUCACCAAAAUGCAUUUCAGUAGAUCUGCAUUGAAUCCAUUUUUUUCGUUAAUAUCUAAUAAUUUAUCCGCUCGGGACGGUGAUUGCAGUUUCGUAACCGUUCCGGUUAAUCGGUUACUCGAAAACCGCUAUAUCACCGUUCCCAAGAGUCCUUACUUCCGAUUGAGGGAUAAGGAGUGUCGCGAUGUUGUUGGAUCUUGCAAUGGAUUGGUUUGUUUGAUUGGUUAUUCGAUUAACGAGUGGACUAAGUAUAAAAGAGUGUGGUUCCGUUUCUGGAACCCUGCUACUAGAUCAAUAUCGGAAAAAUUAGGUUAUUUUUUUUAUUAUGAUAAGAAUGAAAGAAAAUCUAUUAAGUUUGUGUUUGGUUAUGAUAAUUCAACUGAUACUUAUAAGGUGGUGAUGUUGCGUUCGGGUUGUGAGAGUGAUCCUGAAUCGAAAGUCAGUGCGAAAGCGUUUAGUUUCGGGGGUAAUGUUUGGAGAAACAUUCAGAGUUUUCCUGUGGUUCCGCUUCAAUUGGUUAUGGAUCCGAGGGAGAACAAUGGUGUUGUGAAGGAGAAUGAUGGUAUUUAUUUGAGUGGCAGUAUUAAUUGGUUAGCUUAUCGUGAUGACGAUAACCUAAGGAAGGAUAAUCCGGUUGAGAAAUAUGUGAUUGUUUCUCUUGAUCUUGGUACGGAGACAAACACACAGUUUUUGCUCCCGGAAGGUUUUGAGAAGGAGUCAUAUGUAGGGCCAAGUGUUUGUGUGUUGAAAGAUUCCCUUUGUUUUUGUCAUGAUUUGGAUUUGACGGAUUUUGUUAUAUGGCAGAUGAUGGAAUUCGGAAAUGAAAAGUCUUGGACUCAGUUUCUUAAAUUUAGUUAUCAUAGUGUUCGGAUGAAUUAUGAAUUUGGACUUCCGCUUUUGAAAUUAAUGCCGUUGCAUCUAUCUGAGAAUGAGCAAGGAAAACUAUACUUAAUACUAAGAUAUGUUGGCCCUCCCUCAAGGAUUAUGUUGAAAGCUUGGUUUCAACUUCUUGAAAAUCCACAACCUCAACUUUGA